This is a messenger RNA of Guyanagaster necrorhizus, 1160 nucleotides long. Its product is annotated as DUF962-domain-containing protein. The coding region runs from base 408 to 1022 and encodes 204 amino acids. Lineage: Eukaryota; Fungi; Basidiomycota; Agaricomycetes; Agaricales; Physalacriaceae. Gene Ontology annotation, cellular component: endoplasmic reticulum. The record is from RefSeq and is a predicted model, not a curated record. The transcript has 5 exons. Gene Ontology annotation, biological process: sphingoid catabolic process.
CGAAACUAGUACUACUAUUAGGCCAACCAUGUCAGCUGCUACAGUCAGAUUCCGAUGCCCGAAAGCGUUUCUCCUAGAUGAAAUCCGGUGACUCAAAGGUCUUUCGAUCCCUUCUUGGACCUUUCGUCAUGAUUCCUUUGGCGAUAGCAUCCGAGCCUUCGUUUCUCAUUACCCGUUAUGACAACAGAGCAAUCUGCUCCUGAAUUCCUGGACUCGGUGACCUUCUGAUCAAGCACUUCAUGUAUAUUAUCUAGCUAGGAAACCCACAUUAUUCUAGGCGAUUUCCGAAACCUCGUGAGUUAUGAAUGGGAGGCAGGUAACGGUCCAGACCCGACCCGGGAGAUAAAAGGUCCCAUCCACACAGCACAAGCAAGUUCCUCCGCCUCCCUUCCCUGACUACCGCCAUCAUGGUCUCUGCAUUGUUUAAUAUUAGGAAACAAUUCACGUUCUACGGCUCCUACCACACUAAUCCCGUCAAUGUCACGAUUCAUAUAAUAUGCGUGCCGAUGAUUUUGUGGACUGGUCUAGUCAUGGGCACCCACGUCCUACCGACAUGGCUGCCCAACAUCCACUUCGCGAUCAACAAAUACCUCGCAUUCGAUCUCAACUUCUCCACCAUCUGGGCUGUCGUGAACUUGCUCUACUACUACAUCCUGGAACCCACGGCUGCGUUCAUAUACACCCCUCAAAUGACGCUUUGUUUUUUGUCAGCCAUGAAAUUCUCCGAGCGACCAGAUCAUAUGGCUAUCGCUUUGACUUUACAUGUGCUCUGCUGGAUCGCCCAGUUCCUCGGGCAUGGUGUCGCGGAAAAACGCGCUCCUGCGCUCCUGGAUAACCUUUUGGGUGCUGCCGUUCUCGCUCCUUUCUUCGUACAUCUGGAGAUCCUCUACAAACUAGGAUACAAUCCCGAACUGCACAAAAUCAUCACUAACGAUAUCGGCAAGGAAGUCGCCAAGUUGAGAAAGGCGGAGGGUGCUAAAACGCGCUCUGCCAGUCAAACCGUAGCGGAUGACCACUCGUAAGAAAGAACUGAAUGUGGUACAUAACAUUGUACACUCAUGAACUUAUUUUUGUACAUGUAAACUUAUUUUGAAUCUUAUUAUACUUCAAGUAUUUUUGAUAUCUCGCAAGUCCGCAAUUAUUAUAAUUCGGUGGCAGAG